AUGACACGUUACGAUCACAUGCCUUGCGUUGCCACAUCUAGCGGACUACCUACUGCUUGUGUUACAUCUUCUCUCGUAUCGCUAAAUGUGUCCAGAAGGAACUACUUCAUUGUCGGCGAAAGCAUACCGCUAUGCUGCUUGAAGAAGAGCCUACUCUCACUAUGUCUGCUCCCCAAACCAGAAUCGUACGGCUUAAUCGCGUUUCAGCAGCACACACAUUAG
Chondrus crispus (carragheen) is the source of this 222-nucleotide messenger RNA. RefSeq lists its product as hypothetical. The record is from RefSeq and is a predicted model, not a curated record. The coding region runs from base 1 to 222 and encodes 73 amino acids. NCBI's taxonomy places the organism in Eukaryota, Rhodophyta, Florideophyceae, Gigartinales, Gigartinaceae. The transcript has a single exon.